GAGCGCUGUUCUGUUUGAGUUCUACUGCGAGCCCGGACGGACCCUACUACUAUCCUUCCGUGGAAUAUGCACCCCUUGCCUAUAGAGAUCAUUGAACUCGUUAUUGACUUCUGCGCUGCAUAUCCCACGUCUUUCGGUAACGCAGAAGAGCUACACGAGGAUCGUCGGGAGACCUUGAGAGCAUGUGCUCUGACCUGCAAGACGUGGUUACCUCGUAGUCGAUUCAAUCUCUUUCGACACGUUGAGAUAUCUCCGGAGCACUCUUCGGGAAUAUUACUCGAUACGCUUCGCACGAAUCCCCACUGCGCUUCGAAUGUUCGUGUUUUGGAGGUUCUCGAUCCACUUUUCUCCUCUGGCUUUGUUUUACUAGCGGAGCGUCUUCCGCGGCUAGAAUGGCUACACCUGUAUUGCAAGGAUGCCCAUCGUAACAACUUUUUCUUCAUGUCUAUGACGCAGUUUUCUUCGAUCACCUUCCUUACGCUUUCGUUACCUUGGAGUGCCACUCACAUCAUGCGACUUUUGGCUUGUUUUCCUCAUCUAACCUAUUUGAACUGUGGUCCGGACUUCUGCAAAGCACCAAUUUCUCAUCCCGUUUCACACUACAAACCGACAUUUUCCUUGGCAUGCAUUGUUCUUAACUUGGUCUCCUCCGUAGAUUUUUCAUCUGAUGAUGGACCUAAACCAUUCUACCUGUACAGCAUACUUCCGCGACUUGCUCCGGCGGUUUUCUCCUGUUUGCGCGUUUGCGUUCUCAUUCUGCCAGAUAUCCGGAGCGCAGCAUUGAAGACGAAUGAUUGGUUGUUGCCUCUUCUCGCCGUUGCAGGCCCCUCCAUUCACGAGCUUGACUUAGACUUCUGGAGUAUUGAAGAAAAUCCGGUUGCUGCAAAUGACAGUUCUAUAUUUAUAUCUCUGCGGCAUAACAUGAACUUGCGCAGAUUGUGCGUACGGUUGAAGGAGAGCAACGCCAUCAAUAUACUCGAUUUGUAUGAGCUGUUGUCCACCGUUGUGUCCACUGCUCUCGUGCACAUCGAUAUCUGCAUCACUUCAUUAACACGCUCUGCGAAUGAAGACGUCGAUCAUACUUUCUGGCAGGCACUAGACAACCUUCUUAAGCAACGUCGUUUCCGAUCUUUACACACGUUCAAUAUCGUGUGCAACGACCAUGAUCGCAGGAUAUUGGAGAAAACUCUUUCUUCCGUGAAGUUGAAUAUGAAUAGGAUUCUCACAAUCUGUGGUCCUUUUGAACCUCCGGUCAGGCGAUGGACUCGUCUUCAUGGGCACUGAGUUCCUAUGCCAUCGAGUCUCAACAAGCCCGAAAAAGAGCCGAUUACGUUGAAAGCGAUCCUUUGCAGCGGAUCUGGAGGACAGUCCAGUUGCCCUUAGUAGGGUUGGUGUAUUGUUUGUAUAUGUGUUAGUGUGUUCGAAUCAUCCUCCGUUACCCGUGCUGCAAAUUGAUUGACGUUCUUUUAUCUUAAGCUGGGUUGUCAUUCCCUCUUUCGACACGUUGAAAUAUCUCAGGAUCCCUAUUCAAGAAUAUAAAUGGAUAUAUGACUACUGUACUUCUGGUUAGAGAUGUAUCUGAAAACACAAUGUCCGGAGUCCUUGCAUAACACACACUGAAUGCCAUGUGUACAGUAGCAAUAGAAUCGUUGGAGGGUACAGUAGUAUGAACACUUGUACAAGGCCUGAGAGUACCGCACAAUUAGUAUCUUUCCAGUGCUAGAGG
Molecule: messenger RNA, 1726 nt
Organism: Somion occarium
Lineage: Eukaryota; Fungi; Basidiomycota; Agaricomycetes; Polyporales; Cerrenaceae
Source: the annotation of a GenBank genome assembly